AGCUCUUCAUCCAGCACAAGUCCCUGAGGACAACAGAGCUUACAAGGGUCUAGGACAAGAGCCAAUAAGAAACCUCGUGUGAACAUGACCUCCAAGCUGGCUGUCGCUCUCCUGGCAGUUUUCCUGCUUUCGGCAGCUGUGAGCGAAGCUGCAGUUGUGCCGAGAUUAGGUACGGAACUUCGAUGCCAGUGCAUCAAAACACACCCUACACGUUUCCCCCCCAAGCUUAUCAAAGAACUGAGAGUAAUUGAGAGUGGACCACACUGUGAAAAUUCAGAAAUCAUUGUAAAGCUCGUCAUUGGAAAAGAGGUCUGCCUCGACCCCAAGGAUAAGUGGGUGCAAAACGUUGUGCAGAUAUUUUUGAAGAGAGCUGAGAAGAAAGAUCCAUGAAAAAAAAAAAAAGCAUUCUUCAUGGUUUCCAAGAAUUCCUCAGGAAAGAUGCCAAUGAAACUUGAAA
Molossus molossus (Pallas's mastiff bat) is the source of this 457-nucleotide messenger RNA. RefSeq names its product C-X-C motif chemokine ligand 8 (gene CXCL8). Gene Ontology annotation, biological process: chemokine-mediated signaling pathway; cellular response to lipopolysaccharide; inflammatory response. Gene Ontology annotation, molecular function: CXCR chemokine receptor binding; chemokine activity. Lineage: Eukaryota; Metazoa; Chordata; Mammalia; Chiroptera; Molossidae. Gene Ontology annotation, cellular component: extracellular region. The transcript is spliced from 4 exons. Bases 85 to 390 code for a protein of 101 amino acids. The record is from RefSeq and is a predicted model, not a curated record.